AUGUCCUGCUCCAGCCUGUGUUCUCCCUGUGGGGUGGCUGCCCCGGCCCCGCUGGCUGACACCUGCAACGAGCCCUGCGUGCGGCAGUGCCCUGACUCCACGGUGCUGAUCCAGCCCCCCCCUGCCGUGGUCACCUUCCCCGGACCCAUCCUCAGCUCCUUCCCCCAGUCCAGCGUCGUUGGCUCUGCAGGAGCCCCCGGGGUUGGGGGUGGCUAUGGUGGCACUUUUGGCCUUGGGGGCUGGGGUGGCUAUGGAGGCUUUGGAGGCUGUGGUGGCUAUGGAGGCUUUGGGGGCUGGGGUGGCUAUGGAGGCCUUGGGGGCUGGGGUGGCUAUGGAGGCUUUGGCUACGGGGGCUGGCGCCGAGGCCACCGGUACCUGAAUGGCAACUGUGGGCCCUGCUGA
Molecule: messenger RNA, 402 nt
Organism: Indicator indicator
Lineage: Eukaryota; Metazoa; Chordata; Aves; Piciformes; Indicatoridae
Product: claw keratin-like
Exons: 2
Coding region: 1-402 (133 amino acids)
Cellular component (GO): intermediate filament
Molecular function (GO): structural constituent of cytoskeleton
Source: RefSeq, a predicted model, not a curated record